GGAACUACUGUCAACGGUAGUUUUAAUGUCCUAACCUUAAAAUAUUUUUGAAAUGCCCUUAAAGUUUUUGCAAAAAUCUUCUAGUCUUUUACAAAAUUUUAACAAUAAAUGUAGAUUCAAACACAAUUGGAUACAACCUGAAGGGUACGAUACAGGAAUAAAAGUAUAUAAUUGUGUAACAAAAUCGAAAGUUCCUUUGAUAUUGAAAAAUAAAAGUUUUACAAAAUGGUACACUUGCGGGCCAACAGUUUACGAUACAUCCCACAUAGGACAUGCAUGCUGCUACACCAAAUUGGAUAUUAUACAGGGCAUUUUAAAAAAGCAGUUCAAUGUGAAUUUGGUUACUGUUAUGAACAUUACCGAUAUAGAUGAUAAAAUUAUUAAUAAGAGCAUUGAAACAAAUAAAUCGCCAAAAGAAAUAGCCAAAUACUAUGAGAGAGAUUUUUGGGAUGAUUUAAAUUUAUUAGGAAUAUCUCAACCUGAUAUAGUUUUAAGAGUAUCUGAUAACAUAAAUCUUAUAGUGAACUUCAUAGAGCAGCUAAUGGAAAGUAAGUUUGCUUAUCAAUCAGAGGAUUCAGUUUAUUUUGAUGUAUCUAAAUAUGAGAACUAUGGAAAACUACAAAGUAUAGGAGAAGGUACCAAUACAAAAAUUCCAAACAAGAGAAAUACUGCCGAUUUUGCUUUGUGGAAAGGAAGUAAACCAAAUGAACCCUAUUGGGAGAGCCCCUGGGGCCCAGGUCGACCAGGAUGGCAUAUUGAAUGCUCAGCCUUAGCCAGCAGUACUUUUGGCUCAGAAAUAGACAUCCACGCUGGAGGAAUGGACUUGCGAUUUCCACAUCAUGAAAAUGAAGAGACUCAAUCAUGCGCAUUUCACAAUAAUUCACAGUGGGUAAAUUAUUGGAUGCAUACUGGUCACCUUCAUUUAAAAAAUGCAGAGAAGAUGUCAAAAUCAUUGAAAAACACAAUAUCCAUUAAGGAUCUUCUUAAAACUGUGGAUCGUGAUGAUUUUAGAAUGGCAUGCACAAUGUCACAUUACAAAUCGGCAAUGGAAUACAGCGAGGAGUUCAUGCAAACAGCCAAAAAUGUGCUGAAUUUGUACAAAAAGUUUAUAGUUAAUUGUAGUGAAUACAAUAAGGGGAUAUUAAAGGGUGAACUAAAUAGUGAUAUUUUGAGCAGUUUAGUUCACAAUACUGCUGAGGAUAUCAACAAAUCCUUAUGCAAUGAUUUUGAUACACCAGGUGUUAUAAACACAUUAAACCACGUGGUUUCUACUGUUAAUGCUAUGUUGCAUUCAACACCUGCAAGAGAAGGGAGAAAUACAGAAGUUGCACAUUUAACGGCACUUUCUAAUCUAGUCAAAAAAACAUUAAACAGUUUUAAUAUUAACCUCAAAGAAUCUAAUAAUGUAAUAGACAAUAGUUUUAUUGAUAUCAUGGAUGUGUUUAAUAACUUUAGACAGGAUGUUAGGAAUUAUGGCAUAGUGAACAAAAAUAAAGAUAUUCUGAAAUUUUGUGAUUUAGCUAGAAAUCAACUAAAUAAUUAUGGUGUUGUUGUUAAUGAUCAUGGAAACAUGUCUUCAUGGUCUAAAAUGUAGAUAAAUA
Messenger RNA from Brassicogethes aeneus, 1601 nucleotides. Lineage: Eukaryota; Metazoa; Arthropoda; Insecta; Coleoptera; Nitidulidae. The record is from the annotation of a GenBank genome assembly.